AUGUUCAUAGGUACAUUCACGUCUCGAGUGGACAAGAGCAGUGUCGUCGCCCUGAACCACGAAGUUAUGGCAGGGCCGUUAGUCAAGUGCAGAGAUAGCAGACGAACCGUCAAUUCACAUCGUAUCAAUUCAGAUCGGGCUGCCAUGAUAGCAUCCGAAAGUAAUUCAACAACAGUCUCGCAUCAGAAGAGCGCCACGAAUGCGUCUGCAUCAGACGCACCCUCCGCCAGUCCCACACCUCUCACACCCGAAGAGGCAGCCGUACGCAAAGCCCGUAUGAAUGCUGAUUUGAUCGACGCGCUCAAGAGCCCUUGCCCGCCCGGUGCAACUCCCUACGUAACAGGUAUUGGUUUAUAUACUCACGUCGAGGGCCCGCCCAGAGCCCUUUUGUAUCCCGACGAGAACCCGCAGCUGCAGCAAGAAUUUCUUCCUGUACGAAUACCAAAGAGUAGCGGAAGCCGAUGCUCACAACCGGAAGAAUUAGUUGAGAAAUUAUGGGAGCAACUUAAGAAAGCCAUCGAGGAAGAGGAAGAGAUCAUCGGAAAGACUGAACUUGGGCUUAAUGAGCUCAGGAAGCGGUACGGUGGGCUCGACCCUCCAAAGAACUCGCGGCCACCAGUACGAUUCGUUCAGUACCAGCAUAAUGGAACACAGAGAGAUAUAACGGCUCAAGGCGGUACAAAAAUUGAUGUAGGAAACAUGAAUCCACCCGCAAAUGACCGUAUCCAGUCGCUAGCAGGAAGAGCGGCCAGUCUCGUGGUGGAAAAUGAGGAUGUGGACACGGGAGUAGGCGCCUCUUUCGGCUCCCACAACGAAGAGCACAACGCACGAUGUCUACCAAACACACGCACCGAGCUGCUAGACGAGAUCACAACAUGGGCGAACAGCAAGGAUGGCAAGUCCAUAUUCUGGCUAAGUGGCAUUGCGGGCACAGGAAAGUCAACGAUAGCACGGACGGUCGCUCAGUCGUUCGCUAGCCGUGAUCAGCUCGGAGCAAGCUUCUUCUUCAAGAAAGGCGAGGGCGAGCGCGGCAAUGCCUCACGGUUCUUUACCACCAUCGCUACUGGUCUAGUCGCCUGCGAGCCCGGUAUGCUAACUGGUAUCAGGAAGACGCUUAAUGAAGAUUCGACUAUCGCUCACAAAGCUCUAAAAGAUCAGUUCGAGAAGCUGAUACUGCAGCCACUCCUAGGAAUAAAGCAGGCUCGCUCGCGGGCCUUGGCGCGUGUUAUCGUGAUCGACGCGCUGGACGAAUGUGAGCGAGAAGCCGACAUUCGAACGAUCCUCCAGCUGCUCGCUCAGACGAAAGACGUUCGCCUAGUGCCGCUGCGGAUCGUGGUGACUAGCCGGCCAGAGCUCCAUAUCCGCCUAGGCUUCAGGGAGAUGCCAAAUGGCACAUACCAGGACCUAGUCCUCCACGAAGUACCAAGGCACACGAUUAAACACGACAUCCGUCUGUUCCUAGAGCAUGAGCUCGGUGUAAUACGAAAAGAACGCAAGUUGGCCUCAGACUGGCCAGCGCAACAGCAGAUCCUCGCGCUGGUUAAACUAGCUGUGCCGCUGUUCAUCUACGCUGCUACCGUGUGUCGUAUCAAAAGGCGACCUUUUCGCAGCUAG
Molecule: messenger RNA, 1614 nt
Organism: Alternaria atra
Lineage: Eukaryota; Fungi; Ascomycota; Dothideomycetes; Pleosporales; Pleosporaceae
Exons: 4
Coding region: 1-1614 (537 amino acids)
Source: RefSeq, a predicted model, not a curated record